Molecule: messenger RNA, 2715 nt
Organism: Scheffersomyces amazonensis
Lineage: Eukaryota; Fungi; Ascomycota; Pichiomycetes; Serinales; Debaryomycetaceae
Exons: 1
Coding region: 1-2715 (904 amino acids)
Source: RefSeq, a predicted model, not a curated record
AUGAGUUCUCUACCUCACUCAAACACUUACUUAUCAGUAAAUCCUAUUAAUACUACCCCCACUACUUCUACCAAUAAAAGGUCUCAUAGACAUAGAAGAUCGGCAGCUAUUUCUGGAGAUUUUGAUGCUUUUGGUUCAGGUCUAUUUGCUUCUCCCCCUCAUCCAUCAUUAUCUCAUCAUCAUCAUCAUUUAUCUCAACAUUCUAUUAAUUCAAAAUCAGAAACUAUUGAUUAUUCUUAUAAUUUUAAUAAUGAAACAGACUUCGAUAUCUCCAGUUCAGGUUUAAAGAAAUCAUCUACAAAUCCUAAUGAUGAAUCUACUUUUUCAUUCCCUGAAUUAAAGACUCCUGAUUUAUCUGAUAAUUAUAGUCUGACAUUUGCUAAAAAUGUUAAUGCCAAUGCUACUACUGCUUUUUCACCUAAAAGAUAUCAACAUCCUGGUUUCCAUUAUACUCCUCCUCCUUCUCAUUCAUCUUCAUUGAAUUCUCCAAAUAGAUUAUCUUCAUUUAUCCCCCCUCAUAAGCGUACUUAUUCUUCAAACAAUUCAAGAUCUAGAAAAUUGUAUAGUUCUGAAGAUUUGUAUAGACAACAACAGCAACAGCAACAACAACAACAAAUUCAAAACAAUAUACCAGAUGCAAUAAUCGAUUUGGAUGAAAUAUUAACGGCAAAUUUACAUAUCGGUGGAGAUUCUACUUCUUCAUCAUCAAAUCAUAAACGUACUGGACUGGCUCCAGCUGAUUAUUCAUUUGAUGAACCUGAAUUCUUAGCAUCUCCCUUUAUAAGACAACAAUCAUUAAAUAAUACUCCACCCCCUAAUUCAAUUUCCAGUCCAUUUUUCACUUCAUCAUCUCCAAGACCAACAACUCCGGCCAAUCUUUUAUUUAUUCAACCAAUUCAUGAGAAUCUAAAUGAUGAUGAAAAGGAAGAUAGAAAUAAUAAUAAUAAUAAUGAUAAUAAUAAUAAUAAUAAUAUUAAUAUUAAUAAUAAUAUUAAUAAUAAUAAUGAUAAUGACAAUGAUGAUGAUCAAAAUAUUGAUUUCUUAUCUUUAGAUAGUCAUCAACAAAGUAAUAAUAGUAGUACCAAUGAAUUACUUAAUCAACCUCCACCUCAAUUAUUAUCUUCAACAAGUUUAUAUACUAAUUUAUCAGCCAGUUCUUCAAAUUCCAGUAUAAGACAAAAUUUGAUUGAAAAGACAUUUUCUAAUUCUUCCAAAGAAUCUAUAAAUAAUAAUACUUAUAAUAAUGGUAAUGGUAAUGGUAAUAAUAAUAAUAGUAAUAAUAAUAAUAAUAAUAAACGAUCAGGUGCAAAAGCUAAUAGAUAUCAAAUCUUUUAUGAUCAAUCCAAUAGAAUUUCAAAUGCUUUAAAGAUCUCAUCAUCUGAUAGUAUUAAUAUUGUUAGAUCGAAUAGUCAAAAUAAGGAUAUCUCAACAUUACAGGCAAAUAAUUCAGGGAAUAUUAAUCAUAAUAGUAAGUUAUUAGGACAUUCAUCAAGUUUACCAAGUCUUAAAUCAAAUGGAGGCAAAAGAACCAUUAUGUUAAUUCCUCCUCCACCCCAAUUACCAUCUCAAUAUCGUCCAACUAGUUCUUAUUCUCAUUCGAAUACAAAUACAAAUACUAAAAGAACUAUAUCUCCACCUAGUAGAGGUAAUCAUAGUGUUGAAGUAUCCCCAUCAAAUUCAAUUAAGAAUACACUCGAUCAACAACAACAACAACAACAACAACAACAACAACAACCAUCUAAAACUGUAGAAACUCCAUUAAAUAUACCAAAGCCAACUACUAUUGAAAAUCCUGAAAUAUUAAUAAUAAAGACUAAUACUUCAACUACAAGUCCAAUAAGUAUAAGAUCUGGAGUUUCUUCAACAGUAAUAUCUUCCAGUGGUACUUUACAGUCUACUGAUAAUUCAUCCAUUCAUUCUUCACAUCUUGUUGCAAGUAAAGAUGAUGAUGAAAGUAGUAGUAAUAAUACUAAUACUAAUCCUAAAGAUAGUAUUAAUAAAAUUCCUCUUCUUGAGAGAUCUAUUACUCCUUCUAUAAUUAUUUGUUCGGAAUCUUCUUCUCCAUCAACUAAUUCAACUUAUAGACAACAAGAUGAUAGUCGUAGUGGACAUAAUGAUUCCACUCUACUUCAUUCAACCAAUGAAUCUACCAUUAUUGAUUAUAAUGAUAAUGAUAAUGGUAAUGAUAACGGAGAUGAUCAAGAGCAAACGUCUCCUAAACGUCCAUCACCUAGACGACCAACGACUGCCAAUGAAGAGAAGAUCUUACGGUUGACAAAGAUACCUACAUUCAAAGGAGGUUCGACUCCUUUGCAUAGUCCUAUAUCUCCACCAUCCUCACCAAGCGUAAGAUCAUCUACCACUAUAGCAACUACCAAUGGUGGUGGUAAUGGAAGUAAACGCAUGAGUAUAUAUCAUAGAAUGAAGAGAAGUUCUAUGACAUUAUCAUUAAGUGAUUUUAAUGAUUUAUUACCUCCACCAACCGUCAGCUCAAUGGCUUCAACUUCUCGUGGUUCAAGACAUCAAAAGACGAAAUCUUUGUCACUGUCAAUUUAUGAAUUUAUGCUGCCAAACACAAGAACAACAUCCAAUGCUUCCAAUCCUCCAUUUGAUUCAUCGGAGUCUAUACUGGAAGGUGUUCCAAUGGGUCAACGACAACGAAGAAGAAGUGAUAAAUUUCUUAAUUGGUUUAAACGUAGAAGUGUUGUUGAUUAA